CAGUGCCGGCCUCUGUUUUGACUAGUCAAAAUCUUGGUGUUAGAAAUGCUAUAUAUAAAUAUAGAACAACGCCCAUUUUGUUAGUACUUUUUCUAAUAAACAAGUUAAGAUCUCCUCCUCCUCUUCCUCCUCCUCCUCCUAAGCUCUUUAAUUAAUGAUCUAUUGAUUCUAGAAAAAAAGAGAGAAAGAUAGAAGGAAAGAGAAGAUCAAGAGAAGCAACAAAGUUCUUCAUGGCUAGGCAUGGUGUUGUUCCACUGUUUCUCUUCCUUUGUUACUUGAUUUGGAGUUCCCACUGCCAAGCUCAGACCCUUGAUCAAAAUGAAGUGGAUGCACUGAAGAAGAUAGGAGCCAAGUUGGGGAAACAAUGGGACUUCACGGUGGACCCAUGCAGUGGGACUUCCGGUUGGGUGGAUUCCAACUCUAACAAGGAUGUAGCAGUUAAUGUCACGUGCGGCCCAUGCAACACCAUCUCCUCCUGCCACGUCAUCAGUGUCAUCCUCAAGGGCCAGAACCUCACCGGUACCCUUCCCGGCGAGUUUGCUAAUCUCACCUCCCUCCAAGUCAUAGAUCUUUCAAGGAAUUAUCUUAAUGGCACUAUCCCUUCUUCAUGGAGUUCACUCCCUCUCACCAACCUGGCCCUUUUGGGAAAUCGCAUCACUGGAACCAUUCCUGCUGAGUUUGGUAAAAUCCUCACCCUCCAAGACAUAUCACUGGAAGACAACCUGAUUGAAGGUCCACUUCCUGAGUCUCUUGGCAAUUUAAUAAACUUGGAUAGACUUCAUCUUUCAGCCAAUAACAUCAGUGGUGAAUUGCCAGCAUCAUUGGGUAAACUAAAAAAUUUAACUGAAUUCCGAAUUGAUGGCAAUCCAAUAACUGGAAAAAUUCCUAGCUUCAUGAGUAACUGGACAAAGAUCUCUCGGAUAGACAUGCAAGGGACCUCCAUGGAAUUGCCUUUUCCUGCAAGCUUUUCUGAAUUAGUCACUCUAAGCCAGCUGAGAGUGACUGACAUACAAGGAGGUGAUGGGAAAUUUCCUGCACUGAAAAACAUGACAAAUUUGUCAAUGUUGGUCUUGAGGAACUUAUCAAUAUCUGAUGAAUUACCAGAAUUCAUAGGGGAUUUUGGAGGUCUCAAAGCAUUAGAUUUGAGCUUCAAUAACUUGACUGGGAAGAUUCCGGACAACUAUGUGAACUUGGGCAAGAGCAUCAAUUAUAUGUACCUUACCAGUAACAAUUUAUUUGGAGCAAUACCAAGUUGGAUUUUGACCAGUACAAAACAGCAACGCUUUGAUUUAUCUUACAAUAGUUUUAACGUUUCGAAUGGGCUAACCUAUUGUCCUACAGGAGCUGUGAAUUUGGUAUCUAGUUACUCGUCCACAGAUAGUAAUUCGAUUCCGUCAUGUAUGAGGAAGAACCAACCUUGCUCUGGAAAAGCAAAAAAUUACAACUUGUUUAUAAACUGUGGUGGUGGCGAGGUGACCAUUGGCGAUGAUGUUUAUCAAAGUGACACCGACCCCCAAGGGCCAUCAACUUAUAAAGCUUUUGAUGAACAAUGGGCUUAUAGCUCAACAGGAGAUUUUCUGGGUAAUUCUAGUAUACCAUACCUUGCGACAAAUGUAACAGUUUUGACCAUGCCUAAUCCAGACUUAUACAUGACUGCUCGUCUAAGUCCUAUCUCCCUUAGAUACUACGGUCUUUGCCUUCAGAAUGGAAAUUAUACAGUUAACCUUCACUUUGCUGAGAUUAUGUUCACUGAUGAUAAGAGUUUCUUUAGUGUUGGAAGACGACUGUUUGAUGUGUAUAUCCAGGGGAAGAAUGUUUUGAGAGACUUCAAUAUUGCAAAAGAAGCUAAUGGGACUGGCCAGGAAAAAAUCAUGAGCUUCUUUGCUAUUGUUACUGACCACACUUUAGAGAUUCACUUUCAGUGGGUUGGGAAAGGAACCAAUGCUAUUCCACAGAGAGGUGUAUAUGGGCCUCUGAUUUCAGCUAUUUCAGUCACACCUAAUUUCAAGCCUGACUUGGGUGAAAGCAAGCUAUCAACUGGGGCUAUUGUGGGCAUUGUAAUUGCUGGUUGUGCUGUGAUUGCAUUGAUCUCAAUAUGCAUCUGGUUCUACUUGAGAAAAAAAAAUGCUAAAAACAGGGAACUCAUAAAAAGUUUAGAGUUGCAGACUGGAUACUUCACUUUAAUACAGAUAAAAAAUGCAACCAGGAAUUUUGAUGCUGCAAAUAAAAUAGGAGAAGGUGGUUUUGGGCCAGUUUACAAGGGUGUUCUGCCGGAUGGUUCUACAAUUGCUGUGAAGCAACUUUCUUCAAAGUCUAGGCAAGGAAAUCGAGAGUUUGUAACUGAAAUUGGCAUGAUCUCUGCAUUACAACAUCCCAAUCUCGUCAAGCUUUUCGGAUGUUGCAUUGAAGGGAAUCAGUUGUUGCUGAUAUAUGAAUACAUGGAAAACAACAGCCUUGCAAGUGCUCUAUUUAGUCGUGAUAGAGAUCGUCUAAACUUGGAUUGGCAAACAAGACAUAAAAUUUGCCUUGGCAUAGCUCGUGGCUUGGCAUAUCUCCAUGAAGAGUCAAGGUUGAAGAUUGUACACAGAGACAUCAAAGCAACCAACGUCCUACUUGAUAAAGAUCUCAAUGCAAAAAUUUCCGACUUUGGUUUGGCUAGGCUUUCAGAUGAAAAUGAAACCCACAUCAGCACUCGAAUUGCUGGAACAAUAGGAUAUAUGGCGCCAGAGUAUGCAAUGAGAGGUUACUUAACAGACAAGGCCGAUGUAUACAGCUUCGGAGUAGUUGUGCUGGAGACUGUCAGUGGAGUGAGCAACACAAACUACAAGCCGAAGGAGGAAUGUGUAUACCUUCUUGAUUGGGCAUAUGUUCUACAAGAGCGCGGGAGCUUGCUUGAACUUGUCGAUAAAAGCCUCGGUGCUAAUUUCUCGGAGAAAGAAGCACUGCAAAUGUUGAAUUUGGCUCUUGCAUGCACAAAUCCUUCACCGUCUCUUAGGCCUACAAUGUCUGCUGUUGUGAGCAUCCUCGACGGAAAGCACACUAUGCCGACGUCAUUUGUAAAACCGGUUGUCUCAAGCAGUGAUGAUGCUCGGUUUAAGGCAUUGGAUAAACUCUCUCAUGACAGACAGCCAACCAACAUUUCCAUGGAUGGUCCUUGGAUCGAUUCUUCAGCAUCUUUACAAAGUAGUUAUGAAGAAAAUCACUAGCACAAGAGAUUUUUCGUCAAGCCAGCUUCUCCCGGAUCGCACAGAUUAGCUUUUUUUCCAUUGAUUGUGAAAAUUUGCAUGUUCUUCAGAAAUAACAUUGUACAGAAAUCCUUUACACAUGUAUGUUCAAGUACAAUACAUUUGGAUUCUUCAGCCGUUUUUUUUUCUUUCUUUUUUGGGUAUCUUUAUACAUGUAUGCUCAAGUACAAUACAUUGUACAAUACAUGCAUGUUAGUAAUAAGAGCACAAUUUGAAAUA
Dioscorea cayenensis subsp. rotundata (Guinea yam) is the source of this 3464-nucleotide messenger RNA. Its product is annotated as probable LRR receptor-like serine/threonine-protein kinase At1g53430. Gene Ontology annotation, biological process: protein phosphorylation. The transcript has 23 exons. The coding region runs from base 231 to 3206 and encodes 991 amino acids. NCBI's taxonomy places the organism in Eukaryota, Viridiplantae, Streptophyta, Magnoliopsida, Dioscoreales, Dioscoreaceae. Gene Ontology annotation, molecular function: protein binding; protein kinase activity; ATP binding. The record is from RefSeq and is a predicted model, not a curated record.